Trifolium pratense (red clover) is the source of this 1356-nucleotide messenger RNA. RefSeq names its product sucrose nonfermenting 4-like protein. The record is from RefSeq and is a predicted model, not a curated record. Lineage: Eukaryota; Viridiplantae; Streptophyta; Magnoliopsida; Fabales; Fabaceae. The transcript has 9 exons. The coding region runs from base 419 to 1039 and encodes 206 amino acids.
CAAUUAACAGCCAUAUUCAAUAUCCCCAUUCCCAGUAAAAAAAACCUCGACCGCGAUAAAUCGAUUCGCCUGAGCGUAUUUUUAUACACUCCGGCGAUCAGAGUUAAGGACGUGUCGUUCACGCGCGAACAUAAGGAUGUAUCUAUGGGAUUUUCGCAACAGUCGGUUUGUUGGAGUGCUUAGUGCAUUGGACUUCAUUCUCAUAUUGAAAGAGUUGGGGAAUCAUGGAUCAAAUUUGACUGAAGAACAACUUGAGACUCAUACUAUAUAUAGCAACCUGGAAAGAGGGAAAAUUAAAUCAACGCAGGGCACUUGAUAUUAAUGAGGGAUCAGAUCCUCACUGUUUUGUUCAUAAUUAAGUACACAGCAAAAAUGCAUUUUCUUCCACAUUUAAUGUUAAACCAUGACAUCCAGAUGAAUGCAAAACAAGGUGUCAACAGUUCCUAUCAUUCAUUCUUCUCCAGAGGAUGGAUCAAUUCCCCAACUGCUGCAUCUUGCCUCCCUAUCAGGAAUUCUAAAAUGUAUAUGCAGGCAUUUUAAGCACUCUGCUGGUUCUUUGCCCAUUCUUCAACUUCCUAUUGGUUCAAUACCUUUGGGUACAUGGGUGCCUAGAGUUGGGGAUCCAAAUGGACAGCCACUCGCAAUGCUAAGGCCAAAUGCUUCUCUUGGUGCUGCCCUGUCGAUGUUUGUCCAAGCUAAAGUUAGCUCAAUACCAAUUGUGGAUGAUAAUGAUUCAUUGCUUGACAUAUAUUCAAGAAGCGAUAUUACUGCACUGGCUAAAGAUAAAGCAUAUGCUCGAAUAUCCCUCGAUGAAAUUAGUAUUCAUCAGGCAUUGCUUUUGGGACAAGAUGCAAAUGCUCCUUAUGGGCUUUACAAUGGCCACAGAUGUCAUAUGUGUUUGAGGUCUGAUUCGUUGCACAAAGUGAUGGAGCGGUUGGCUAGUCCUGGGGUUAGGAGACUUGUGAUUGUGGAGGCUGGUAGCAAGCGUGUGGAAGGGAUUAUUUCAUUAAGUGAUGUUUUCAGAUUCUUAUUGGGCUAGUUGGGAUAUAUUGGUGAUCUUAUUUAAUAUGAAUUAUGAAGGGCAUAGCAGUGUUAGUGGCAUUUGAAGGGAACUUUUAUGUUCGCACUUGUUUUCUCUUUUUCGUAGUCUUUGUUUGGGUGAACAUCUUUUGCUGUUUGCCCACAUGCUUUCUUAGGAUAGAAAUUGGAGAGAAAAUUCUGUAAAUUGAGGAUCAGUUUUCUCCUUUGUGCCGGCACAUCUGCAAUAUCUGUGUCCAGUGCUAACAGAAUUCAUGGAGAAAACAACAAAAAUUAUAUAGUUUUAAUAUUAUUAAUUAGAAUUAAAUAUUUUUUUAA